This is a messenger RNA of Lolium rigidum, 1515 nucleotides long. Its product is annotated as putative F-box/LRR-repeat protein At3g28410. The coding region runs from base 1 to 1356 and encodes 451 amino acids. The record is from RefSeq and is a predicted model, not a curated record. Gene Ontology annotation, molecular function: protein binding. The transcript is spliced from 3 exons. Lineage: Eukaryota; Viridiplantae; Streptophyta; Magnoliopsida; Poales; Poaceae.
AUGGCCGACGGCGCCGCCCCCCUCUCCGCUGCCGUCCGCCGGGACCGCCUCAGCGCCCUCAGCGACGACCUCCUCCACCAAAUCAUCACCCAGUACCUCCCCGUCACCGAAGCCGCCAAAACCGCCGCCCUCGCCAGGCGCUGGCGCCACCUCUGGAGCUCCACCCCGCUCGUCCUCCGCGACGCCGCCGUCCCCGAGCCCGCGCGCGACGCCCUGGUCCCGCGAGUCCUCGCCAAGCACGAAGGCCACUUCCGCACCGUCGCCCUCCACGACCUCAGGCUCGCCUCCCUCGACCGUGAGCUCCCCGGCUGGCCGCGCCUCGUCGCCGCGAAGCACACCCAGGAACUCCACCUCGCCAACCGCUGCCAGGCCAACGACAUCCUGCCACUCGUCCCCGCCGACAUCCUCCGCUGCGGCUCGCUCGAGGAGCUCCUGCUCGGCUCCUGGGCCUUCCCCGUCGACCUCUCCCGCGGCGCCGGCGUCUCCCUUCCCAACCUCCGGAAGCUCACCCUGGUAACGGCUGCCAUAGAAGACCGAGACCUCCAGCACCUCAUCACCGCCUGCACCGCUCUGGAGAUCCUGAAGCUCGCCGGCACAACAGCCAAGCGCAUCCACCUCUGCAGCCCAAGCCUCCGAUGCGCGACCGUUACGCUGUCCAGGGACGAAAACUUGGCGGUGGUGGACGCGCCGCUGCUGGAGCGGCUCGUCUUGUUUCUGCCUGCUACUCCCGCGAUGGUCAAGAUCGAUCGUGUAGCCAACCUGCGGGUGCUCGGCCACCUGGAUACAAGACGACUUCACAGGCUGCAGAUCCGCGACACCCUCAUCGAGCUUAACACAAUGGCGAGUACAAGCACUGCGAUUCCAAGCGUCAGGAUAUUGGCGGUGACUGUGAAUUUCGUUAUCCUCAGGGAGGUCAAGAUGUUGGCCAGCUUCCUCAGAUGCUUUCCCAACAUUGACACUCUGCACAUCGAGUCUGCCCUGCAUGAUCCAUCUGUAACUGCCAAUGAACACAGUGCGGAGCUUCAUGCCAGCUUCUGGCAGGGGGCAAGUCCGGUUGAGUGCUUGAGAUCACAUGUCAAGAAGAUGGUCAUCCACGAAUUCCGAGCGGAUCAAAACGAAUUUGAAUUCCUCAAGUUCGUCGCCAUGAAUUCCCAGGAGCUGCAGUCUUUGCAUGUUGUGUUGCAAGAAGAAAACACUUCUUCCACUGACAAGGGGAACGACACAAGAGAGAAAUUGCAGAGUCUACGGUUUCAAACAGGGGUUUCUGCAGUGCUGCUGGUGUUGCCUAAAGAGGACUCUAUUUCGAGCAUGCAGAAAGCAACCGAUCUUACAUUCGAUGACCCUUUUCGCUUCUGAAUGCAUAGUUAAUGCACCAUAUGUUUUUCAAGAUUGCUCCGCUCCUUUUGGGAAAUCGCUGACUGUAGAUCAUGCUGUUUCGCGUGUAGGCAUGCUUCUCCUGAGAUAUGGCUGAUUUCAACUAGCAUGAAUACGUAAAUAGUCUUGAAGCUAGAACAA